AGAAUGAAUUAUUGCUUAUUGCUGCCUUUUAUGUUGGGAAUUCCUCUCCUAUGGCCUUGCUUUAUGGCAACAGAAAUCUCUCGAACAGAGGAAGUGAAGCACCCAGUGAAUUCUCACUUGAGAGCAAAGCGUGGUUGGAUGUGGAACCAGUUUUUUGUACCAGAGGAAAUGAAUAAGACUAAGUAUCACAUCGGCCAGCUAAGAUCUGAUUUAGACAAUGGAAACAAUUCUUUCCAGUACAAGCUUUUGGGCGCUGGAGCUGGAAGUAUUUUUGUCAUUGAUGAGAGAACAGGUGACCUAUAUGCUGCGCAGAAGCUUGAUAGAGAAGAACAAUCCCUCUACACUCUAAGGGCCCAGGUAAUAGACAGCAGUACUGGAAGGGCUGUGGAACCCGAGUCUGAGUUUGUCAUCAGAGUGUCGGAUAUCAAUGACAAUGAACCAAAAUUCCUAGAUGAACCCUAUGAGGCCAUUGUACCCGAGAUGUCUCCAGAAGGAACAUUAGUCAUCCAGGUGACGGCAAAUGAUGCUGAUGAUCCUUCAAGUGGCAAUAAUGCUCGUCUCCUAUACAGUUUACUUCAAGGCCAGCCCUAUUUCUCCAUUGAACCAACAACAGGAGUCGUAAGAAUAUCUUCUAAAAUGGAUAGAGAACUGCAAGAUGAGUAUUGGGUAAUUAUUCAAGCCAAAGAUCUGAUUGGUCAGCCCGGAGCACUGUCUGGAACAACAAGUGUAUUAAUUAAACUUUCUGAUAUUAAUGACAAUAAACCUAUAUUUAAGGAAAGUUUGUAUCGCUUGACUGUCUCUGAAUCUGCACCCACUGGGACUUCUAUAGGAAAAAUCAUGGCAUAUGAUAAUGACAUAGGAGAGAAUGCAGAGAUGGAUUACAGCGUUGAAGAUGAUUCCCAAACAUUUGACAUAAUUACUAAUAAUGACACACAAGAAGGAAUGGUGAUAUUAAAAAAGAAAGUGAAUUUUGAGUACCAGAAUGACUAUCGUAUUAGAGCGAGUGUUAGAAACCGCCAUGUUGAUGAGCAGCUCAUGAAAUACCACGUUGAAGUGUCCACCACCCUCAUUAAGGUCCAGGUGGAAGAUGAAGAUGAACCUCCAGUUUUCCUCCAUCCGUAUUACCUAUUUGAAACCUUCGAAGGAAGACCACAAGGAUCAUUUGUAGGCAUGGUCUCUGCCACAGAUCCAGAUCAGAGGAACUCUCCUAUCAGGUAUUCUAUUAUGAGAAGCAAAGCGUUCAGUGUCGAUGGCAAUGGCACAAUCAUCACAACCAGUGUUCUUGAUCGAGAGAUUACUGCUUGGUACAACCUAAGUAUUACAGCCACAGAAGAAUACAAUGUGCAACAAGUUUCCGCAGUCCCUGUGUAUGUGCAAGUUCUUAAUAUUAAUGAUCAUGCUCCUGAGUUCUCUGAAUUCUAUGACACGUAUGUUUGUGAAAAUGCAGUCUCUGGUCAGGUAAUUCAGACCAUCAGUGCAGUAGAUAGAGAUGAAUCCAUAGAAGAUCACCAUUUUUACUUUAAUCUAUCUGUGGAAGACACAAAGAACUCAAGUUUUACAAUCAUAGAUAAUCAAGAUAACACAGCUGUAAUUUUGACUAAUAGAACUGGUUUUAGCCUUCAAGAAGAGCCUGUCUUCUAUUUAUCGGUCCUAAUCGCUGACAAUGGAAUGCCAUCACUUACAAGUACCAACACCCUCACCAUACACGUCUGUGACUGUGAUGACUAUGGAAGUACACACACUUGCAGGAAUAAAGACCGUAUGCUUUCCAUGGGGUUCAGAACAGAAGUCAUACUUGCUAUUUUAAUAAGCAUUAUGAUAAUAUUUGGGUUUAUUUUUUUGAUCGUAGGCCUAAAACAGAGAAGAAAACAGACUCUGUUUCCUGAGAAAGGUGAAGAUUUCAGAGAGAAUAUAUUCAGAUAUGACGAUGAAGGGGGAGGAGAAGAAGAUACAGAGGCUUUUGAUAUCGUAGAGCUGAGAAACAGCACCCUCAUGCGGGAACGAAAGACCCGGAAAACCGCGACUGCAGAGAUCAGAAGCCUGUACAGGCAGUCUUUACAGGUCGGCCCAGACAGUGCCAUUUUCAGGAAAUUCAUUCUAGAAAAGCUCGAGGAGGCGAAUACUGAUCCUUGCGCCCCUCCUUUUGACUCCCUCCAGACCUACGCUUUUGAGGGAACAGGGUCCUUAGCUGGAUCCCUGAGCUCCUUGGGCUCCGCAGCCUCUGAUCUGGAUGAAUAUUAUGAUUACCUUAAUGAGUUGGGACCUCGCUUUAAAAGAUUAGCAUGCAUGUUUGGUUCUGGUACGCAGUCAAAUAAUUAG
Messenger RNA from Hyaena hyaena (striped hyena), 2319 nucleotides. It is a transcript of the gene CDH19, whose product is annotated as cadherin 19. Gene Ontology annotation, biological process: calcium-dependent cell-cell adhesion; homophilic cell-cell adhesion; multicellular organism development. NCBI's taxonomy places the organism in Eukaryota, Metazoa, Chordata, Mammalia, Carnivora, Hyaenidae. The record is from RefSeq and is a predicted model, not a curated record. Gene Ontology annotation, cellular component: catenin complex; plasma membrane; adherens junction. Gene Ontology annotation, molecular function: calcium ion binding; cadherin binding. The transcript has 11 exons. The coding region runs from base 4 to 2319 and encodes 771 amino acids.